Messenger RNA from Opisthorchis viverrini, 969 nucleotides. RefSeq lists its product as hypothetical. The coding region runs from base 1 to 969 and encodes 322 amino acids. The transcript is spliced from 6 exons. The record is from RefSeq and is a predicted model, not a curated record. Lineage: Eukaryota; Metazoa; Platyhelminthes; Trematoda; Opisthorchiida; Opisthorchiidae.
AUGCGCCGCACAAAGGCCGCCUCAUGUUUCAGUCGGUACGAUAUUCGAGAUACUGUAGGGCGUUUUCCUAAACGAAACUACUCACAAGAUCUGCAUCACGGAUCUGUCGAGCACUAUCCACCUUCGCACUACUUCGGUUGCCGUGGAGCUUCCCGUAGGGAUUUAAGAAUGGCAGUCGUCAUCGAGAAAUACACUCAUUUGCAAAUCAAUUUGGUUUUCACGAAUGACUCGACUGAAUCUCUCGUUUACAAUAUUCUGCAACUAAAUGUGCUACACACAGGUCGACUCAUGUUUCAGGGCGAAACCGGUCGUGGGCUGUCGAAGAGUUUUCAGCAACCUUGGUGUGUGGAGCAUCCAUCUUCGGUGUAUAGGACUAAGGAGAUGCAAUUCAAAGAUGAAAAUCAAAAUGAACAGACGUGUUUUGCCGCCGAAACGAAACGCAUUCAGCUACACAUAACGGAUUCCCGACUCACCUGGAACCAAGCUGAAUCUCUCGUUGGUGCUGUUUCAAGGCAACUGAAUGUGCUGCACCAGGCCGCCUCAGGUUUCAGUCGCUACGACAUUCGAGAUAUCGCGAUACAUAUAUAUUUUUGUACUGCAUUACUCAUAAGCCCACGACCGGUUUCGCCCUUCCACUUCGGGCUCAUCAGGUUGGCGCAGUCCAUUCAGUCCACUCAGGUGCAGCACAUUCAGUUACCUGGAAACAUUACAAACGAGAGACUCAGCUGGGUUCCAGGUGAAUCUCUUGAAAAACCAAAUUUGUUUGUGAAUGUAUGUAUUUCGCUAACUUCGUGCAAUUUGGUCUCAGUGAGAACAUACGGUAGACGGAAACUCAGGGACUGCGCCUACGUGAUGAGCUUCAAGAAGGGCGAAACCGUUCGGGGGCUGCCAACAAAUUUUCAGCAACCUUAUGAGUGGUACAUUACAAAUAUACAUGUAUCGCGACAUCUCGAAUAUCAUAGCGAUUGA